Molecule: messenger RNA, 1110 nt
Organism: Prunus armeniaca (apricot)
Lineage: Eukaryota; Viridiplantae; Streptophyta; Magnoliopsida; Rosales; Rosaceae
Source: the annotation of a GenBank genome assembly
AUGGGAAACAUUUGCGGCAACAAUGCAGACUGUUUUAAGCAUGAUGAAGACAUACGAUCCUUUGACACCGAAGUCAAAGGUAAAGUGAUACAAAUGUUCGACAGCUUGAACAGUAGUGGAUCUUUUCCAACUGAUUUAUGUAAUUAUUACGUGCGGCAUGUGAGGGAUUGGAACCAGAAGAGUGGGGAAUUAGUCUUCAUACUGCAAAAGGAUAUCGAAGGGGUGAAGGGCAAGCAGAGUCAGAGGAGGAGGAAGAAAAACCUCAGAUUUCAGAAAGUUGUGGACGAGUUCGUACACAAUAGCCGGGAGAUGCUGGAUUUAUUAUCUGAAUUGGAAAAGUUUAUAAAAUCAGCUGACAAAACCCAUAAGUCUAUUGAAGCUGUGGUUAGAGAAUACUUUGAUAAACAGGGAAACCCUACUGAUGAUCACUACAAGAGGAUUGCUCAGAAACUGAAGGAUCUCAAAGCCGGAACCAAUAACGAGCAUUUCACUAAAAGCGUACUCCCGAAAAUUGAACGUUUGCUCAAUAUGCAAAGUGAACUGCUUAAGAAGUUGAACAGCGAGAAAUUGAAGCUUGUCAAGAAGCAGCAGAUCACGGGUUAUUGGAAAAAGACCGUGGAUAUGCUAUACAUCGCUGGUGGGGCAGCGAUGUGUCUUUGCGUGGUGGCGACUGCAGUUUUAGCUUCUCCUUCUGCUUUAUCAAUAGCAGCAAUUACACUAGCUCUUGCUGCUGGUGCUGGAGUGGCAUUUGCCGGACAGCAAUGGACCUCCUCUUUUUGGAAAGAAUAUCAAGAUCAUUUAAAAGCUGAGGAGAGACUAGUUGACCAAAUGCAUGUAAGCAAUAGGGCUGCAAGUAAAGGGUUGGGCAACAUUAAGCACUACUGUGAGAUGGUUGCAGAUGACAUUAAUUCACUCUUCGACCAACAGGACUUUGGAAAUUCUGAGAAACAAAUAAAUAAUGUCACAAUGCAGGAUAUUCAGAACAAGUUGGAGCCAUUUAAAGAGAAAAUUAAGACAUUGGGAGGCGAAGUCGACAAGUGCAGAACCGAACUAAUGGAGACAAGGGAUGAAGUUGCAAAGGCUGGAUCAACAGCUCUGAUUAAGAUAUAA